AUGGAUGGCACCCAGGGCGCAGGCCCUCAGCAGAUGGUCCCUCAGCACUCAAACCUGAUUCGGACGGACCAGGUGCAGAAACUCCCUCAUCUCAACGAUCAGCAGAAAGUUCAACAUACCCAGCUAGUAAGAAAUUUCUGGGAAAUCCUCAACAGUCGCGAUCCACAAUCCGCUGAAUAUCAGCAAGCACACUCGAGGUUGUCGCAACUUUCCCAGUCGUUGAUGAAAGGCAUGAGAAUGUACCAACAGAACCGACAGCUACAGCAUCAGCAGAUGCAGGCUGCCUCUGCUGCGGCACAGGGACAACCGGUCCAACGAUCGCAGUCUGUCAACCCGCAGAAUUUCGGCCAGCUUCUUCCGCAGAUCCAGCAAAAGGUCAAUUCGCUGUCGCUCUUCCUCCCCCCAAACAUCUCAAGUGAACAAGCGCAGACAUGGCUCCCGGAAGCUAAACUUCGAUACGGUAUUGCGCUUCAGAAGCAGGAGAUCGGACGAGUCCGCUUGGGCGAGUUACGCCAGCAAAUCGCACAGCGCCAAAGCAAUGGGAGCCUAUCGGCGGAAGAGAUGCAGGAAUUCAAAAACCGUCAGAUGCAGGCCGAUAAACUUUUCCGCGAAGGAAGCGAGUUCCUGUCGAAAUUCAAAGAGCAGCAAGACGUCUUCAAAGCCCAGCAACAGAGGACAGGCGUGCAACCACAGCCAGUUCCACCACAAGGAGCUGCUAGGCCACCCACGACUGCCCCGGUGGCUCCAGCUGGGUCAACGACAGCUCCUGCCUCGGUCCAUACUGGGCAAGCACCGGCGCCAGCUGCUCAUACAAUCAAUUCUGCUGUGAGCGCUGCACGAAAUCAGGCCGCACAGGCCGCAAUGUCCCCCGCCACUUCUCAUCCGGGCCAAGCUCCUGCUACUCAGGGCGCCCCUACUGCACCUGCCGUUGCUCCUACGGCGCCCCAGCAGCAACCUCCGCAGGCACAACCGCAAGGCCAACCGCAGCAAGGUGGUCCAGGGUUCAACCAGCCGCCUGCUCCCGAUGGCUCGACACCGACCUCUUCCACUGCACAGUCCACAAAUGCCCAGGGACAACCCCCGCGACCUUUGUCUCAACAAGCCGCAAUGGCGCAAGCCGCACAAAGCUACUCGACUAACACCACGGCAAAUGGAACCAACAAUGCCAACGCCGGUCAACCACAGAACAUGAGUCAGGCUGCUGCCAACACUCACGCCCAUCCUCCUGGUUACAUACAAAACCGGUCAACUGAAAACUCAGCCCGUAAUAUCAACAUGGUUAUUCCCAAGAACCUGAAUGUGCCCCCUCCAAAAGCGGUCCCGAUGGCUCCAGAUCGCCCGACUUUGUCUAGCGGUCCUAGUCACGGCGCCAUGGGCAUGAUGGGCCAGCCUGCAAUCCAGAAACAUCCCGGCUACGUCCUUGAAGGCGAAGGACAGAGAGUCCUCAGCAAGAAAAUGCUCGACAUUCUAGUUCGACAGGUAACUGGCGGAGGAGAAGGCGAGGGGCUCACCCCAGAUGCUGAGGAGUUUGUCCUUCAAAUGGCAGACGAUUUCGUCGACGAUGUCAUUACUGCCGCCUGCCGUCUUGCUAAGCUUCGCCACUCGUCCACGCUUGAGAUCCGGGAUAUCCAGCUCGUUCUCGAACGAAACUACAACAUGCGCAUCUCAGGGUUCGCUACAGAUGACCUUCGCACCGUCAAAAAGCCACAACCGACGCAAGGCUGGACACAGAAGAUGUCGGCUAUCCAAGCCGCCAAAGUGACUCAGGGCAAGGCAGAGUAA
Molecule: messenger RNA, 1782 nt
Organism: Aspergillus calidoustus
Lineage: Eukaryota; Fungi; Ascomycota; Eurotiomycetes; Eurotiales; Aspergillaceae
Source: the annotation of a GenBank genome assembly